AUGUUCCAUUUGUUGGCAACGGUCUAUGAGAAAGUCAACAUUGAGAAUACCUACAGUGAUCAUCUGAUAUGCCGCUCGAACUGGAUCCCUGUGAGGGACUCUAUGCUGGCAUUCACGGUGUCACGGGGCGGCGAGUACCUGAUCGUGGCAGAGCUGCCGAGUGGCACCAGCCACGUGGAGAGGAUGAUCUUCAGAUGUUAUGCUUCGCAGCCGUACAUCAUGGUCGCCGCGCACAAAAUGUCCAGGAAACACAAGCUUGUUCAAGCGAGAAGCCUACCUGGCGCAUCGCGGUUGUCCCUGGUUGGCUUGAUGCAGCCCGAGGGGUUGGACAAAGAUCAGCCGGUGCACAUCGACUGGGAGUACGACGCGAUGCGGAAGCCCGAGUUCGACCCUUUGGAGCUUCUGCUGGAGGAGGUGCAAUCCUGCAGCAGCGGCUCCGCCUCCCGAUGGCCCGAGGAGCCAAAGCCGGCAGCGGGGCUCACCCAGGCGAAAGUCGCUGGUGUUCCUGGGCACGAGGCUGGGCCUCUAUUUCGGCCGCCUCAGACCGGGUCUGAGAAGGAGGAGGUGGAUGAUGCCCUUCAGGACACGAUGUCGCAGAAUGGGCUGGACGAGCUCCUGCCGGACGUCGACAACACAAUCAGCUUCGCAGACAAGAAGGUCAUGUUUGGCUCAAAAGCUGCUGAAGCUUGUGAGAACAAGGAGGCCAUACUUGCAAAGCCAAAGACCGCCGAGAAAGCUGAAGAUGGCAAGGAGCUGCCGCCGGCCAUCAUGAUGUCCCUGGCUCCCAUGCCGAGCAUCAGACCUGCGGAUGCGAAGCUGAAGGAGCCCGACCUCUUGGCUGAGCAGAAGCCGGCAGAGGUCAGCAGCCUCGCUCGGGGAGAGCUCCCGGGCGCAGAAGACAUCCGGGCGAUCGUGAAAGCAGAAGUGACAUCUCAGCUGGCAUCCGUUUUCGAUAGGAUUGACAGCUUGAAGAAGUCCUGCGACGAGCUGUCCGAGGAGAUCGACAAAUUGAAGGGGCGGCCAUCUGAAGCACAAGUGGAAGGUGCGAAGCCCUCUUCCGAGGACGUGGAGGAGCUCCAUCGAUCCGUCAAGAAAGAGCUCUUCGAUGUUCAGCAGGUGUUGAACAGCGAGCUCAAGGACUUGAGCACGCUCCUGGAGGACAGAGAUAAGUCUGCGGAUGAGAAAUUUGAAGCCUUGGAAACGGCCGACGCGCAAAUCCAGCUUGACCUACAAGCUCUGAGGCUGGACCACGCCACCAUGCGGUCGGCUCUGGAGGACGAGUUCAACCCCACCAUGGUGAAUCUCACAGCCGUACAGCGGGCCUUGGGCACCGCGCACAAAGAGGUAGAGGCGCGGUUGAACGACUGCCUCGCCCGGCAAAAAAGCGACGCGCUGUUCUUGAACGGGCGACUAAAGGACAUGGAGACGGGUUGGACCGGCUUGCUGGGAUGCUUCUGCAAACGGCGGAGGCCGAAAGAAGUUGCUUUCCGUCCCAGCGAGUUCUCGUCGAAGGGGGGCCAGCCCCAGCCGCAGUCGAUCCCUGCCGACCCAGAGCGUUCGGUGAGUCUGGAUGCUGACUGA
Messenger RNA from Symbiodinium natans, 1581 nucleotides. Lineage: Eukaryota; Dinophyceae; Suessiales; Symbiodiniaceae. The record is from the annotation of a GenBank genome assembly.